Molecule: messenger RNA, 564 nt
Organism: Lodderomyces orthopsilosis Co 90-125
Lineage: Eukaryota; Fungi; Ascomycota; Pichiomycetes; Serinales; Debaryomycetaceae
Gene: ECM1
Product: Ecm1p
Exons: 2
Coding region: 1-564 (187 amino acids)
Biological process (GO): ribosomal large subunit export from nucleus
Cellular component (GO): preribosome, large subunit precursor; nucleolus
Source: RefSeq, a predicted model, not a curated record
AUGGCUAAAAAGAUUUCAAAAAGAAGUAGAGCGGCAAGAAGAGGUGAAAUAACCGAUGAUGCCCCAAUAAUCACCACAUCAACAAAAGAAUCGCAUGAAAAUGAUGGUGUACGCAAAUCAAUAAUACGGACCCAAAUAAAGAAUGAGACUCUACUUAGUAAGAAAAUCGAAGCUUCACGCAUUCGCAAACAACAACAAGAUCAUAAAAAGAAAUCAUCAGCACUAAAACAUAAAGUUAAUCGUAGUGACAAAUUACAAGGAAUAUUGGCAUCGAAAAUUGAUGCCAGUAUAGCGAGAGCUAAGUACGUGCAAAACGCGAGGAAAUCAAAUUGGGAUAAGACAAAUUCCAGUAUCGAAAUCCGAAACCAUAUGAUUGAAGAAGGAGCAAAGAAAGAGUUGACACAAGAGGAUAUUGACAAGAUGGAGGAAGAUGAGUAUGUGAGAAAGUUUUAUGAAGAUGAGGUUGUUGAGAAUAAAGAUGACGGAGGUGAUGGCGACGAAGAUGACGAGAAAAAGACACUGGUUAAUAACAAGUUCGCAUUGUUAGACGAAGUUGAAGCAUAG